UAAGUUGGUAUAGUACUACUGCAGAAAACAGCUGAAGAAGCUGGAAUGAAAAACGAAAACAGUGAAUUGCGUUAUUCCUCAUUAUUAUCCACAGAAAUUGCUGAAAAAUACUCUUCAACAGAGUAAUUUCUGAGGAUCUCGUCUUUUUCGCUGUGAAACAUGGGAGCCGUCCUUGCGCUCUGCACAGCUGGCCAGCUGGCAUGCUGCUGUGGAAGUGCAGCAUGCAGUUUGUGCUGCUCGGCGUGUCCAUCAUGCAAAUCUUCUACGUCGACUCGAAUUAUGUACGGCGUCCUCUUGAUUCUCGGCACCAUUGUGGCCUGCAUCACGCUCUCGCCAGGCUUGCAGGACACACUAGCUAAUGUUCCGUUUUGUUCGAAUACUACUCGGAUUUUACCAAAAGAAGUUACGAUUGACUGUUCCGCUGCUGUUGGUUACUUGGCCGUCUACAGGAUUUGCUUUGCUAUGUGCUGCUUCUUCACACUCAUGGCAGUCAUUAUGAUAGGGGUCAAGUCUGGAAAAGAUCCUCGAGCUGGAAUCCAGAAUGGAUUUUGGGGAAUCAAGAUUUUGCUGAUUAUCGGAGCUGCGGUUGGAGCCUUUUUCAUUCCCGAGGGAUCGUUUGCGCCCACCUGGAUGUGGUUCGGAAUGAUCGGCGGAUUUUUAUUCAUCCUGGUGCAACUGGUUUUGCUUGUGGACUUUGCCCAUAGCUGGGCUGAAGAUUGGGUUGGCCGUUACGAAGAAACCGAGUCUAAAGCUUGGUAUUGUGGUCUUUUUGCAGCAACUAUCGUCUGCUACGGAUUGGCAAUUACUGGAUUUGUAUUGCUCUUCAUAUUCUUCACUCAUGCUGAUAGUUGUGGCCUGAACAAAUUCUUUUUGUCCAUCAACUUGAUCUUCUGCUUUGCUGCCAGCGUGUUGUCCAUCAUGCCAGCUGUUCAGGAACGCCAGCCCCGCUCUGGUCUGCUGCAAGCUUCUGUGGUGUCCCUCUAUGUCACCUACCUGACUUGGUCCGCCCUUAGCAAUCAACCUGACAGGGCAUGCAACCCUCGUCUUGGAGAAAUUUUUGGACCUGGAACAGGCAAUACCAACUCUGGAACUCAUUUUGAUGCGGAAUCAAUCAUUGGUCUUUUGAUUUGGAUGGGUGCUGUGCUUUACUCCAGCAUCCGCACUGCCUCCAACCACUCAAAAUUGGCCAUGUCGGAACACGUUCUUGUCAAGGACACUGGAUCUACAGACUGUGCACAUGAGCCCAUUGUUGGAGACGAUGGUGACACUGAGAGUGGUGGACACCGUGUCUGGAAUAAUGAGGAAGAUGGUGUUGCUUACAACUGGUCUUUCUUCCACUCGAUUUUUGUUCUGGCGACCCUCUAUGUCAUGAUGACUUUGACAAACUGGUUUGCUCCAAAUUCUUCUUUGGAAACUUUGAACUCAAACAUCGCAUCGGUGUGGGUGAAGAUCAUCUCAAGCUGGCUCUGCAUUGCGCUCUACUCUUGGACAUUGGUGGCCCCAAUUGUACUGCCCGACCGAGAUUUCGACUAAGUACACGUCAGACAUCAGAUGAUAUGCGCUAGGCUUAGGGGAGAGGAUUUUAUCACAUAAACUUUGCAAGCAAGGUGUCCUCAGCUGAAAAAUCCUCUCCUCCCUAUGCCUUUCCUUAAAUUGCAUGGACUGAUAGAGGUAAAGUAAAUUUGAAGGGCGGUGCCAAUAAGAAGGUUUAUCAUCUUUGCAUCUCUCUUUUUUAAUUCUAUUAUUAAAGAUGCUCUAUCCUCAACAAAUUUUGAGGGUUACAAAAGAUACAAUGUCAUUACAGUUUAAAUAUUGCUAUUAAUAAUUAUAUAACUGUAUAUUAGUGUGCAGGUUAAUAUCAAAACAUAGCGGCAAAAGAAUAAAAAUAAGUGGGCAGAACUCUUGAUGAUUGAAACUGCAAUUUGCUUUGUGAAUCAAUUUUUAAUUAUAAUGCUAUUAUGCAGCCCUUAAUGUCAUUAUAUCAAUAAGAUAUUCAGUCAUUCUCUUGAAUGAUUAAUUGCAGAUUUUUAAGUCCUGUAGAUAGCUUUUUUCACUUUUGCGUUUCCUUGAUAUAGAUUGUCAACGUAAUAAAUGUAAUACCUUUGAUCGGGCCAA
Molecule: messenger RNA, 2115 nt
Organism: Neocloeon triangulifer
Lineage: Eukaryota; Metazoa; Arthropoda; Insecta; Ephemeroptera; Baetidae
Gene: TMS1
Product: probable serine incorporator
Exons: 10
Coding region: 160-1533 (457 amino acids)
Cellular component (GO): membrane
Source: RefSeq, a predicted model, not a curated record